UAGCCCCUUGAAAAUUCCUUACCAGUUCGGGAGACGCGAUGCCGAACGCCGCCAUGGCCGGGACCAAGUUCUCGUCGUACCACCUCGCCGCCGCGCUCCGCCGCGAGCGCGACCCCUGCGCCGCACUCCGCCUCUUCCUCAGCCCGCCGACCACCCCUGUCUCCACCCCGUUCCGCUACUCCCUUCGCUGCUACGACCUCAUCAUCUCCAAGCUCGCCGCCGCGCGCCGGUUCCCGGCCAUGGAGUCCCUCCUCUCCAGCCUCCGCGCCUCCCCCCUCCAGCCUCGCGAGCCCCUGCUCCGCUGCGUCAUUUCCGCCUACGGCCGCGCCCGCCUCCCCGCCGCCGCCCGCCGCGCCUUCGCCCACCCCGCCUUCCCCGGCCCCCGCACCACCCGCGCCCUCAACGCGCUGCUUCACGCCCUCGCCGUCUGCAGCACGCCCCUCGCCGAGAUCCUCUCCGUCUGCCGGGACGCCGCCAUCCCUCCGGACGCGUGCACCUACAACAUCCUCAUGCGAGCGUCUGGUGGCUCGGUCGACCACGUCCGCCUCCUGUUCGACGAAAUGCUGCAGCGGCAGAUCGCCCCGACUGUCGUCACGUUUGGCACCCUGGUUGCCGCGUUUUGCGAUUGUGGUCGGCUCGAGGAGGCGUUCGGCGUCAAGGACGCCAUGGCUAAGCAGUACAAUGUGAGGCCAAAUGCUCAUGUGUAUGCCAGUUUGAUGAAGGGGCUCUGUCAGAGGGGGGAUGUGGACAAGGCGGUCAGGCUCAAAGAGGAGAUGGUGGCGAGCGCAGAUCUUGGGCUGGAUUCCGCCAUUUACGCGACCUUGGUUAGGGCGUUGUUUAGGGGUGGCCGGAAAGGGGAAGUGGUUGGCUUGCUGGAAGAGAUGAAGGGAAGGGAUAUUCAGGCUGAUACAGUGGUGCACAAUGCAAUGAUCGCGGGUUUCUGUGAGGAUGAGGGUGAUGUAGAUGCUGCAUUCGCGGUGCUUGAUGACAUGCAGAACAGCGGGUGCAAGGCAGAUGCAGUGAGUUAUAACACGUUGGUUGCUGGGUUGUGCAAGUUGGGGCGGUGGCGGGAUGCAAAUGACUUGGUUGAGGAUAUGCCUAGAAGGGGAUGCCCUCCGGAUGUGGUGACGUACAGAAUGCUCUUUGAUGGGAUGUGCGUUGCUGGGGCGUUUCAUGAAGCAGAUCAGGUUUUGGAUGAGAUGGUUUUUAAGGGUUUUGCGCCAAGCAAGGAUGGUGUGACCAAGUUCAUUCAGGGAACUGAGAGGGAAGGGGGUGCAGUGUUGCUAGAGUCAGUGUUGUGCCGUCUGGCAAAGGUGAACGCUUUGGAGUCAACUGCAUGGGAGAAAGCUGUCACCAGUGCGCUGAAUGAUCCUGCAGAGCUUAUGAUGGAGAAACAUCUGGAUAAUUUAAGCUUCACUUGACUGGAUAUCUGGAUACUUGAUUAACAUGGUUGUUGUUUUGUAAGUACGAUUGUGAUGUUUUAUCUACUAAGUCCACUAUGUUGUAUUGCUAGCCAAGGCUACCUAUCAGGUUUUCCUACGCAAUUCAGGGUGGAUGUAGUGUGCAGAUGAGAGUUUAUUGGCGAUAAAAAUACUUCAUACAAGGUUAUAAAAAACCUAUAAAAGGAUUUGUAUACAGUUUCUCUACACUACAUGAACACCAUGUGAACAAAUAUGUAUAGAAGCUAGCAGAAGACACAACGAUAGUUUCCGCUAAAAUAACACAUUUUGUGGCUAUACAUUAAUAAGGGAGUUAUUUACAAGAAUUGGCAAAUGCCAGAAAGAGUGAAGAUAUUGGGGAGAAGACUGACAAGUGCAACAGUCCUAUGGCUAUCUUGUCAAUUUCUAUUCAGUUGGAAACUAAUGUAGUGAGUAUAUGUUUACCACGUCCAUCUCCUGCGCUCUGUGCCACACAGAAUCAGCUCUGUUAGCAGUAGUUCGCAGCCGGAGCCUGGACUGGGCAGUCUCUCCCGUUUAUCUUUGAAAACCCAGGUGUCAUCAUGAAGGUUGUUUUUUUAGGGCCAGAUUUCCUGAACACAAGUUCCUGAACGACAGAAAACCUCAAAGCUUCUGAUUUUUUUGUUGAUAUGGCUAGAAAGAAAUAGACGAGUCUUCAGGCAAGGGGAGCACUCUUCUCCCUGAUUGUCUACAUCUAGGAAGAAGUUUCUGCUUGGAAGGAGGUUCGCCGGUUAAUGUCUAGUAGUUUUUUUUUUCCUGCCUGUAGUCCAACAACCUCCAUCCGUUGAAUAAAAAUCUAGCACUUGCUCACAUAAAAAAGGAACUUCUCCCUCCGUCCCAUAAUAUAAUGGCGUUUUUGACAGUACACCAGGGAGUAUUUGUUUGGCAUAGAACCAGAUCAAGUUUUGUUUCACUCCAGUUUAAACCAUUUUUCUUAGUUAUCCUGCUGCCUUGUGACCAUGAGGUCACGGGUUCAAGUCUUGGAAACAGCCUCUUGCAAAAAUGUAGGGAAAGGAUGCGUACAAUAGACCCAAAGUGGUCGGACCCAUCCCCGGACCCUGCGCAAGCGGGAGCUACAUGCACCGGGUUGCCCCUUUUUUUUUAUCCUGCUGUUCCCCAUAUAAAUUCUUGUGAUUAUCGGAUAUGCAGACUUUUCAUAGUUGAUUUCCAACUUCCAAUUUUGAUUCUCUUUUAGUCAUACAAUCUACAUGUAAAAUAAAAUCAGUACUGCAUUAAGGUAUGUAUCAUUGGUAAAUGGUAAAUUAAUAUCCUGCACCAUUAGCAUGUAAUUGGAUCAUUAGUCUUUGGUGCAAAGUAUGCCAUGACCUCUAGGGCCAUUUUGUUUGGACUCAAAUGAAUGCUUUUAAUGUCACUUUCAUCAACUCAUUAGCUGAUUCUUUCACUUGUUUAGUAUUUCGUAUUAAUGGAAAUAUGAGGUUGGUAAGCAAUACUCUGGACACGCCUGUAAUUUUUUUCUUUCUGUGUUGGUUCUAAGAAUAUGUCCUGUUCCAGCCUAUCGGAAACUUGCUCGGAGCUAUCAUCCUGAUGUAAACUAAGCACGCUGGAGACACGGUUUGAACUCUGAAAGUUGACUUCAUCCGGGAAGAGAAAUGGUUGGUCGGUUCAGAAGUUGCAUGUCUAAAGUCAUCGCGCCGAAGCUCCUUCUACUUUUCUUUCACAAGUGAACUGAAACUAUUCCCAAUCCAAAACAUGUCAGGCUAACUACCCAGAGAAUUUACAUCAGAUCUGGUGACGCGCAAAGGACCGCGAGAACAAUGGCGGACAGAAGAGUGGAGGCAGCCAAGGAGGCCACGUGGCGACACCCGACGCCGUAAGGCUCGAGGGUGCUGCUCGGCCCGAAGCUCCCGCUCCCGGUUAAGCUCCCGGGCGGGCCGAACGUCGAUGGCGGGCUGCCGAACACAGACGGGGGACUGAAGCCAGACGGUGGUCCGAAGCCACCUGCGGGAGCGUCAAAGCUCGUCGGAGGUGCCGUGUCGGUUGCCGGGGGGCCGAAGUC
Messenger RNA from Triticum aestivum (bread wheat), 3474 nucleotides. RefSeq names its product putative pentatricopeptide repeat-containing protein At1g53330. NCBI's taxonomy places the organism in Eukaryota, Viridiplantae, Streptophyta, Magnoliopsida, Poales, Poaceae. The coding region runs from base 39 to 1421 and encodes 460 amino acids. The record is from RefSeq and is a predicted model, not a curated record. Gene Ontology annotation, molecular function: protein binding; mRNA binding. The transcript has 5 exons.